AUGAGCGAGAAGGGAACAUCCCCACUGUUCCUGACCCUUUUGAUAUUAGUCAUCUUUGUCGUUCUAGGUAGCAGCUACUUUGGCUUGGCGGCUCUGGUGCUGGUCUUGGCGUACCAGUGGUCUUCAAGUCAGAAAGGUUCUGUGCAGACAAAGUCUCAGCAGCAGAGCAAGGCAAGUGUCCAUCCUCAAGGGUAUCAGGAUCCGUUACGAUGGUCAUUUCUUCCUUCCAAUGGUGUACAAAGAGCCAACACCUUGGAAUCGACAAAGUAUGAGAAUGACCUUUGCGAGCUUAAGUGUUUAGCAAUGCACCGGCCGACGCACGAACUUUGGCGGGAGGCGAGCAGUGACUACCCAUAUGCUUGGCACUUACAUGGACGCAAGAGACUAUGGGAGAUCCGUGUCCAGAUGCGUUUGAAGCAGGUGCCUUCCAGCAAGCUCUAUUUCGGGAUAGAGCUGCCGGACUGUGAGGCUGCAUCAACAACUGCUCGACAAAUGAAAGCUGUCCUCAUCAGAGCCAUCCAAGGCGUGAUCGGCGAUUUUUACUACUCCGAUGGAGAGGAUCCUGCCGAGGUCACCCCCGGCGAAGAAGUGGAACCAUCCACUUUCGUUAUGCCGCUGUGGACCUUUGAUCAGUUUGUGGUGUCAGAGGUUGGAGAGGAGCCGGAAAUUACUGGCGACCUGAGCAACGUGGGAAUGCGUCGGAGUGAUGGACUGAAGGCCUAUGUCAAGGAAUUGCAGAAGUGCGUCGAGCAUUUCUCCAAAGACAAGGUCUACACCUUCUGCAUCUGGGGCGUGUCCCAGUUCUUGGAUUGUAUACGCUGGGAAGCACGAGGCAUAUUUCCAGGCAUGGCGGUGAACUUCUCUCGCUUUGGGCUGAAGCCGCCCUUGAACAUCGCGAUCUAUGAGAUGCCGGGAGAUCAUCCAGAUGCAAGGCAUCUCAGAUCCAGGAAGAGAUACUACUUGAAUGUGGCAAUGUGGAGCACACUGCAGCCUCCGGAGAAAAAGAAACUUGAGGAGCUGAUAGGUCCGCAGGAAGUUGCUCCAGAAACAAGGCCACGGCACACGCUGCGAAGUAUGGACGUUUUCGCGUGUUGUUCCGGGCUGACCACGGCGUAUUUGUGA
Molecule: messenger RNA, 1122 nt
Organism: Cladocopium goreaui
Lineage: Eukaryota; Dinophyceae; Suessiales; Symbiodiniaceae
Source: the annotation of a GenBank genome assembly